Molecule: messenger RNA, 1072 nt
Organism: Aspergillus ibericus CBS 121593
Lineage: Eukaryota; Fungi; Ascomycota; Eurotiomycetes; Eurotiales; Aspergillaceae
Exons: 1
Coding region: 75-908 (277 amino acids)
Source: RefSeq, a predicted model, not a curated record
CUCAAACUUCACUCGUUUAUUGACCACCAGGUUUCCUAUCAUACCCAUCGUCACUCGUUCAUCAUCACUCCAACAUGCGUCCAACAUCCCUCUUCGCGCUCCUCCUGAGCACCAUCACCAUCACCACUUCAGCCAACGCCGCCACACCGGCCUACUCCAUCGUCGAGCCCACGCAAGGUGCCAUCGUCUCCAUCGGCACCGCAACAGUCAUCGAAUGGAACACGACGGAAUCCAGCUCCUCCAAAGUAUCCUUCUUCCUCGAAACCACCACCAACUCCACCGACCUCUUCACCAUCGCCUCCAACAUCUCCAACUCCGGCUCCAUCUCCUGGUCCCCUCCCUCCAGCAUCACAACGGGCACCGACUACAUCGUGGUCCUCCAGCCUUCCGACGACUCCUCCACAUCCUACAAAUCCCCCGCCUUCACCAUCUCCGCCUCCAACGCCUCCACAACCUACUACCCCACCGAAGGCGAGGAGGUCAAGACCGGCGAAACCACCAUCAUCACCUGGAAAGUCGAUAGUAAUGUUACCCACGUUAGCAUUUAUCUCAUGGAAGGGUCGGGGACGUCGGAUUUGAAGAAUGUUACGACCAUUACGACGGAUAUUGCGAACUCGGGGGAUGUGGCGUGUGUGCUUUCGAAUAGUGUGGCGUCGGGGGAUGAUUAUAAGUUUGCCAUUGUGGAUGUGAAGGAUGAGAGUAGUGUGAAGUAUUCGGAUACUUUUACGGUGGUUAAUGAGAAGGCGUCGUCGUCGAGUAAGGCGGGGAGUACGACUUCGUCGUCGAGUACCACUUCUUCUUCCGGGUCGGGGGAGACGUCAACUGAGACUGCGACUUCGGGGGCUUCUAGCGUUUGGAAGCCUUUGGGGUGGAUGGGUGCGCUGUUGGUGGUUCCGUUGCUGUUUUGAUAAUUGGUCGUUAGAUUUGUUGCAGAUGGAUGGUAGGAAGUGUGGAGCUAGUAUCCUAUCGCGUUGCUUUCAGAUCAUUGUCUUUGGAAGAAUGUUGAGUGUAUAUAGAGGUUGCUAUAUGUUAGCCAAUUCGAAAUGAGUCGACUGUCUACGACCCAGACACA